AUGGCAAGCACCGGACUCCAAGCCAAGCUUCGUGCACUUCCUGUUCUAGAAGGAGCAUCGUACCCAAAAACAGAAUUCGCUUCGUUCCCCGAAACCCCUCACCAAGCAUUCGACACAUGGCUCGACGAAGCUAUCACAGCAAAUGUCCCAGAACCUCACGCCGUCACGCUCUCAACAGUCGAUGAACAAGGCCACCCCGAUGCCCGCGUUCUAAUCCUCAAAAACGUCGAUCACCGCGGCUGGCACUUCGCCAUAAAAGCCAACAGCCCCAAAGGCCGACAAAUCUCAGCAAACAAUAACGUCGCUCUCACCUUCUACUGGCCCAAAAUCGGACGACAAAUCCGUCUACGAGGAAAAGCAAAUGCUCUGUCUAGAAGUGAGUGUGAUCAGGAUUGGACGGCUCGAUCGGCUAUGGCCAAGAUCACUGCCAAGGUGUCGAGGCAGAGCGAACCACUUAAUGACCCGCAUGAACUGGAAGCCAAGAUGGCGGAAGCCGUUAAAAGUCAUAAGAUUGAGGGACAAGAGCCAAGUUCUGAGGGAUGGAUGGUUUAUGCGGUUGCUCCGCAGACGGUUGAGUUCUGGCAAGCUUCUAGUGAUCGUCUGCAUCAGCGAUUGAGCUACAAUUGGGAUCUUGCGCAAAGCACAUGGAACAAAGAAGCUCUUUGGCCAUAA
Molecule: messenger RNA, 672 nt
Organism: Fusarium redolens
Lineage: Eukaryota; Fungi; Ascomycota; Sordariomycetes; Hypocreales; Nectriaceae
Exons: 1
Coding region: 1-672 (223 amino acids)
Biological process (GO): pyridoxine biosynthetic process
Molecular function (GO): pyridoxamine phosphate oxidase activity; FMN binding
Source: RefSeq, a predicted model, not a curated record